AAAAAACAGGCGCCGGGUUGGACGAUCCAAACGACAGUUGAAGGCCCUGCGUGAAGCGAGAGACCUGCGAGCGAAUUAGCGUGGCGAGGGGCGACGACGGGGCGCUAUGGCGUGGAGGGAAGGGAAGAAAGACUAUCUAGCUACACUGAACACCAAAGCUACAAAAAAAGGAAAAGAUUUCUCUCAAUGAAAGUGCAUGCACUAGGAUUUACUUGCACAUUAUUCCCAAGUUUUAUGAAGACUAAGUACCUGGUUGGUGAAGAGCUGAAUGUGCAAAGGAGAAAUUUCAUACUACGACUUGGAUUGCUGCCAUCACUGUGACAUCCUGAUCCCCAGGCAUCAUGUACUGUCUCCAGUGGUUACUGCCCGUUCUCCUCAUUCCCAAGCCCCUCAACCCAGCCUUGUGGUUCAGUCACUCAAUGUUCAUGGGCUUCUACCUUCUGAGUUUCUUGUUGGAGCGGAAACCUUGCACAAUCUGUGCCUUGGUCUUCUUGGCUGCUCUGUUUCUCAUCUGCUACAGCUGCUGGGGGAAUUGUUUCUUAUACCACUGCUCUGGUUCCCAACUGCCGGACUCUGCUCAUGAUCCCAAUGUAGUUGGCACCUAAAAUCUUCUACUUGGUUGCACUUUUUUUUUUCCUUUUAAAAGGGCGGUGUCAUGGGAAGGAGGGAAUAUAAGGCAUGUGAUUGGAGUACAUGUUUCGGUUAAAAUGUUUCAUUCAUGAUUAUCCCCACUUCCACAAUCUUCCUGUACAAUUUGACAAAAGUUGUUAAUUAGUAAUAGCUGGCAAUGCUGUCUGUUCGAGGGUUUGAAGCAGAGCUGCUAAUGGGUGCCAUCCCUUCCUUCGGUAUUAUCGUUUGAGUUUGGUCCUUCCAUUUCCAAUUUGGUGGUGAAGAGACCUGUUGAGUGUUGUCUAACGUCAAAUGAGAAGGUAGCCAUCCAUCCUUUGGAACAUGAAUGUCAGAUCUUUGUUGAAACAGUUGCAACGCUGUUUUUCCAUCUUGAGUUCGGGAGAAAGCUAGUCCUUCUCACGGUAUUCAUCUGAAGGGGAACUAUCAAGUGGUUGAUAAGGCUGACAGCACCUGGAGCCAGAAGCAGCUGCUUAUUAUCUCAGCAGGCCAUCCUGGAACAUGUAUACUGCCCGUUUCCCAAACUACUUCAUCUAUGUCACAGCUCAAAAAUUCCAAAAUCAUCACGAUGCCAUUUUUAAUGCACAAAUGCCGAAGCUUGUCUUUCUUUCUUUCUCUCUUUCUCUCUCUCUCUCCCCCUCUCCCCCUCCCCCUGUGUCUCUCUUUAUCCCAAACAUCUCUACCAAACAUCUACUUUUUAUGGAGGACCCUGAAUUGGAAAGAAAGCAUGCACUGCUGUAAAGCUUGGGGAAUUUUGUUUUUUAUUGUAUUGCUUUUGAAUUUUAAGCUGCCAGUGUUUCUAGCUUGAAAAAGCAAUCGGAGUGCGGGGAUGGAUCAGUAUAUCAGGUCUGGUUUCUCCAUACCAAGGUGGGGCUGUCAGUGGAGUAUAAUGUGCUGCUUUUUUCUUUUAGGCCAAAAGUAUUAUGUUAUCACAAGCAAAUGAGCCUGUGUUCACAUAUAGAGGUGAAAGAAAGUGACAUCUGUUUAAGCUACAUAUCUUCAUAGGAUUCUGUGAAGCCGUUUUUCUAGUGGUACCUGGCUCGUGGUUUUAUUCUUCUCUCCUUUUCUCCACUGAGAUUUGGCUUUCUUUCCUCCUCAAGAGCUAAUUGCUGGUGUGAAAUUCUAAGGUAGCCUGAGGAAAAGACAAACAGAUACCUGUUCUGUUACUUUCCAAAGUUAUUUUCUCAUUUGUCUCUACACAAUCUUCCUUGGAAGAAUGUUGCUGAAAAGGCAUUUUUGUCUCUCUCAAAGGACAUGGAACUGAAAAUCCAGUCGUGGAAACCUCAGUAGCUUUUUUAAAUUAUUUUUGUUGGUUAUUCAUUGCACAGCUGUUCAACAGAUUUAAUAAAGCUUUAUAAACUUUG
Messenger RNA from Pseudonaja textilis, 1991 nucleotides. NCBI's taxonomy places the organism in Eukaryota, Metazoa, Chordata, Lepidosauria, Squamata, Elapidae. The record is from RefSeq and is a predicted model, not a curated record.